This is a messenger RNA of Lathyrus sativus (Indian pea), 333 nucleotides long. NCBI's taxonomy places the organism in Eukaryota, Viridiplantae, Streptophyta, Magnoliopsida, Fabales, Fabaceae. The record is from the annotation of a GenBank genome assembly.
AUGGCUACACCUUUAAUGGCAGGGAUAGCCGUGGCUGCUGCAGCAUAUGCCGGUAAAGUUGGUAUUCAGGCCUGGCAAGCGUUCAAAGCUAGACCACCUGCAUUGCGUAAAUUUUAUGAAGGUGGUUUUCAGCCUACUAUGACUAGGAGGGAAGCAGCUCUUAUACUUGGUGUUAGACAGACCACUCCCACAGAUAAGAUCAAAGAAGCACAUCGAAGAGUGAUGGUUGCAAACCAUCCAGAUGCUGGUGGCAGCCAUUAUCUUGCUUCCAAAAUCAAUGAAGCAAAAGACAUGAUGCUUGGAAAGUCCAAGGGUAGCGGAUCAGCAUUUUGA